GGCGACGACGGCGGCUUUCUGGUGUCUGCGAGACGCGGUUCGGCGGUGAAGCGCCAACGCGGGACGAGGGAGGAGGAGGGCCGUGAUUGGCCGACAGUUGGCGAGGACGGCCCGGUAGCGGGAUAAGCGCGCGGUCGCGCCGUCGACGUGCCAGUAUCGGUGCAGCCGCGGCGAGGUGUACUCGCGCUCGGAACCGAUGGACGACGGUAGGGGGCACUGCACCCCCUCGCCCGCUUCUGGUCUGGCGUCGCCGCACUCCCUUCAGACACCCCCGAAUCUGGAGCCGGGUGUCAUCGUCACCGAAUCGGACGGACUCAGCCCCAAGCAUGGACAGCAGACGUCGGGCCUUUUGGCCUCGCCCCGCUCCGCUCUGGAAACGCCGCCGCGCCGUUCGCCGGUCAGCCCGGCGGGCCUGGCGCCCGUUCAGGUGCCCCAGCACAAGGGCUACCCGCCGGCCGGAAUGAACGGGGGCGUCCCCAAACACUGCCUGGACGCCUUUCACCCGCGCGGCGGCGGCGGCGGCGGACCCGCGGUCGGGACGCCCGUCUCGGCCCCGGCCGCCCUGGCCUACGGGGGCAGGCCCACCCAUCCCCCCUCGCCGCCCGGGGUGCCGGCCGACGUGUCGGUCAACGAGUGUCGUCUCAUCGACUACAGAGGUGCCAAAGUGGCCGCCUUCCUGGUCAACGCCGAGUACCUUCUCUGUUUACCUCAGGCCUUCGAGCUGUUUCUCAAGCAUCUGGUGGGAGGACUACACACCGUGUACACCAAGUUGAAAAGAUUGGACAUCACUCCCAUCGUGUGCAACGUGGAACAGGUGAGAAUCCUUAGAGGACUCGGAGCUAUUCAGCCAGGUGUUAAUCGUUGCAAGUUGCUGUCGUGUAAGGACUUUGACACGCUGUACAAGGACUGCACCACGGCCAGUUCUAGGCCCGGACGUCCUCCGAAGCGGGCUUCGAUGAUCGGGAUGCACGUGUCGACCGGCGGCCACGCCACCCUGCUGAAGAAGACGAGGCUGGACGGAGACUAUUCCGCCUACGAGAAUGGACACGUGGCAGGCGAAAGAAUUGAUAAAUCUCACGGUCUACUCGCUAAUGGAUACAGUCACCACUCGUCGACCGCGGCAGGUGCACCACCUCACAUAAGUCCCAUCCCGUUCAUGGCACUUAACCAUCCUUCUUCUCAUCCGAACAGCAUGGUGCCCGUCAGUUUACCGUUAUCCGCAACUAGUCACGGUCACGGUCAUCAGCUGACCGGCGGAAGGACGGAUUCGUCGAUGAAUAAGGAACGUUCCACCCACGACGUCAUCGUGUCGUCCAGGGUGCGCGAUGAUCGAGUGGACAAUUUAGAUGCCAAAGAACGUCUGUACAAUUUAGAAUGCCACCGAGUGAAAGACCAAUACGUGAACGGUACAUCGGUUAACUGUCACAGUCCCGUACUCAACUUGUCGCAGAACAGCAGUCGGAGAGGAGGGGGCGAACACAGCGGAAGCGAAACGGCAUACAACGAUUGUCAAGAAGACGAUUAUAACGACAGCGAAGACGACGAAGAGGACGACAGAGAACAAGAUUUCAGCGACAAUCCGGACGUGACGAGCACCGGAAACUCGGAACGUCUGACGAACCAGGCCCUUUUCUAUCCUCACGUGCAAGUAGACGGGAUGACGGCCACGGGUCAGGUGGUGUCGUCCAUCGAGACCCUCCUGAGAAACAUUCAGGGUUUGCUCAAAGUGGCCGCCGACAACGCCAGACAACAAGACAGACAGAUCAGCGUGGAGAAAGCCGAACUGAAGAUGGAAGUGAUGAGAGAAAGAGAGCUGAGAGAAAACUUGGAAAAACAAUUGCUGGAAGAACAGAGAAUAAGGACUUACUUCACCGAUGACGUCACAGAACAUUGUAAAACGCAGAAGUCGAGUUUUUUCGCAUCUUUCUUUCACUUAAUGGUGCGCGAUGAUCGAGUGGACAAUUUAGAUGCCAAAGAACGUCUGUACAAUUUAGAAUGCCACCGAGUGAAAGACCAAUACGUGAACGGUACAUCGGUUAACUGUCACAGUCCCGUACUCAACUUGUCGCAGAACAGCAGUCGGAGAGGAGGGGGCGAACACAGCGGAAGCGAAACGGCAUACAACGAUUGUCAAGAAGACGAUUAUAACGACAGCGAAGACGACGAAGAGGACGACAGAGAACAAGAUUUCAGCGACAAUCCGGACGUGACGAGCACCGGAAACUCGGAACGUCUGACGAACCAGGCCCUUUUCUAUCCUCACGUGCAAGUAGACGGGAUGACGGCCACGGGUCAGGUGGUGUCGUCCAUCGAGACCCUCCUGAGAAACAUUCAGGGUUUGCUCAAAGUGGCCGCCGACAACGCCAGACAACAAGACAGACAGAUCAGCGUGGAGAAAGCCGAACUGAAGAUGGAAGUGAUGAGAGAAAGAGAGCUGAGAGAAAACUUGGAAAAACAAUUGCUGGAAGAACAGAGAAUAAGGAUUCUGUACCAGAAGAGACUGAAGAAGGAGAAAAAAUCCAGGCGAAGAAUUCAGGAGCAGUUGGAGAGUGAAAUGAAAAAAAGGGUUCAGUACGAAGAGGCACUGCGCAACAGUUCCGCCGAAACCAUUCGCCUACUCAACGAUUCUCUGGCGCAGGAAUUGGAGAGAGCCGAAAGGAACGUUCGAAACGACGCGGAACACAAAGUUCAAGAUUGUCCCAUGUCGGUGUGAAGGGUCCUCGUCGUCUGCCGAGAUUCGUCGUCGACUCGAGAUGACCGCGCACCCACUUCCGGACUUUUGUCGUCGGAACCGAACGCGUCUCCCCGUUCCGGUGUCGCCGACUCGCCUCGAAAAUCGCCGCAAACUUUUUUCAUACGUAAAAAAAAAAAAAAAAAAAAAAAACAAAAUAAAAAGUGCGGACGGCGCUCGACGCCUUCUUUUCGACCGCCAUCUUGCGACCGGGCGAGACGCGUGGACGGAGGGACGACGAUCGACAGUGAGAGACCGGCGAGAAGGAAAACUUCUGAGAGAAGAUUUUCGGAAUCGGUUCUCGGCGCGGAGCGGGCGGGCCAUCGAGAGAAGACGCUAAAUUUCUUCCCCCCCACCGACGUCCCCGUGGAGGAGGCGCGCGAGAAGAUGGCGACGGGGUCGUCGUCGCGUUUCACCCUUCGUGUUUAUAUUGAAAGAGAACUUCGAAAGAUAUCUCGUGUCAUUUACGUGUUAAAUAGUACUCGUUGCGUGUCUUACGUCUUCGAUGUGUUCCGGGAGGUUCCGGCGGCCUCCGCCCAACUCUACUUCGUGUUCUUUGAUAUAUUUAAACGACGCGGAAGAAGAAGAAGAGAAGACGUCGGGCGGGGCGCGUUUCCGUCGCGCGCCCUUUCGUCGUGUCCGCCUCCCUUUAGCCGUCUUUAUGUACAUAAUAGUCGAUUAAAGGUUCGAAUUCCGCCUUUCCCCCCAUCGUCGCUUUCGUUCGGCUCGGAGCGACGCCGCCCGCGUCUCGGCGUCCCGUCGCGCGGACGUCGGCGCCUCGGCCCGGGAAGCGGCGCGGUCGGCGUCGACUCGUUCCGACUUCCGGCGCUCGGGUUCGUUCUCCCGUCUUCGGCUUCCGUCCCGCCCUCCGUCCCGGAGGGGCGACGGACGGAAGCCGGACCGGCGCGUUCUUUCCAUCCCCUUCGGCGUCGUUUCCGACACUCGGAGCUUCGGUCGACCCGCGCGUCGCGUCGCAUGCGCGCGCGCGCGAAGAAACUCGGAGUUACGGGCGACGUCGUCCCGUUCGGCCGCUUCUGUCGUGUCGGUGUACAUAGCUAGGCUCUCCCGUGUACCGCCAUACUGUAUUUUUCUAUGUGUUUUCUUUGUGCCUUUUUGGAACAAUAAAAUAACUUCGCUAAUGUCUUCGGGACUUUUCCAUUCUUAACGCAUCCUGCCGCCAUUCCCGUUUACUGAGAGGAAACACUUUCCAAGCGUCGGAACGGAG
Centruroides sculpturatus (bark scorpion) is the source of this 3956-nucleotide messenger RNA. RefSeq names its product dachshund homolog 1-like. NCBI's taxonomy places the organism in Eukaryota, Metazoa, Arthropoda, Arachnida, Scorpiones, Buthidae. The record is from RefSeq and is a predicted model, not a curated record. Bases 197 to 2713 code for a protein of 838 amino acids. The transcript has 15 exons.